UGGUCACCUUGGGUUAAAAGUGCUUGAAUAUUGAUUUUCUGUAUGAUGAAGAUUGUUUGAGUAAUAUUUGUUGGUCCAGUUCAUGACGGCGAAUGGUACUCUAUUUCGGGUUCUUAUUCAUACGGAUGUUACAAAGUACCAAAGCUUCAAAGCUAUGGGCGGGGGCUUUGUCUUUAAUAAAGGAAAGGUUCACAAGGUUCCAGCAACAGACAUGGAGGCCCUCAAAUCUCCAUUGAUGGGAUUAUUUGAAAAGCGUCGUGCUCGUAAGUUUUUCAUCUAUGUCCAAAAUUAUGUAGAAAAUGAUCCCAAGACACAUGAAGGGCUAGACCUUACAAGAGUGAUGACUAGAGAACUUAUUGCGUAUGUUCCUGAUCUUUCACUUGCAUAUACAAAAUUAUUUUAUAUUGAGAAUACUUUGUUAUAAUAAUGGAAGUAUCUACUAUUAAGUUUUGAUUUAUGUGCCUUGAAUUGAACAACUCACAUUCUCACAUGGAUUUUUUAAGUUUAGACCAGUCUGUAUGAUUUUGUCAUGAGGGCGAUCCACUACAAAGCACUGUAGGUUAAACUUAACCUACUAUGCAAUGUGUGGAGCCCCAUUGUGAUGUGUGCAUGACAUCCAUCAAUGCAUCAUGUGUGCCCC
Magnolia sinica is the source of this 640-nucleotide messenger RNA. Its product is annotated as guanosine nucleotide diphosphate dissociation inhibitor At5g09550-like. Gene Ontology annotation, cellular component: cytoplasm. Bases 83 to 424 code for a protein of 113 amino acids. Gene Ontology annotation, biological process: small GTPase-mediated signal transduction; vesicle-mediated transport. Gene Ontology annotation, molecular function: Rab GDP-dissociation inhibitor activity. The transcript has 2 exons. The record is from RefSeq and is a predicted model, not a curated record. NCBI's taxonomy places the organism in Eukaryota, Viridiplantae, Streptophyta, Magnoliopsida, Magnoliales, Magnoliaceae.